AUGGGCUUGUUACCGACUGUACCUGGCACCCGCAAGGGUGUCGCUCGAGCAUACUUCUUCGGGACCUUCAUCUGUCUGGCUGGAUUUCUGUUUGGUUAUGAUACUGGCAUCGUCGGCGGCGUGCUCACGCUCAAGAGCUACAAGCGAGACUUCCACUACACGGACAACACAACCGUCAGCGCCGUGAUGGUCAGUCUGCAGAAUGCCGGAGCCUUCAUCGCAGCACUGGGCGUCUUCCCGUUGUCGGAACGCUUUGGUCGCAAACGCACCAUACAAGGUGCCAUGAUACUGUUCUGUAUUGGUGUGAUUUUACAGGUGAUCCCGUCGCACUCGCUGCCAUGCUUCUACGUUGGACGAGUCAUUGCUGGACUGGGUCUGGGAUCCGCCACGGCUGUCGCACCAGCUUACAACGCAGAGAUGGCGCCCAAACAGAUUCGUGGUUUGCUUGGGUCUUGUAUGCAGUCACUAUUCGCCCUGGGGGUGAUGAUCUCGUACUGGAUUGACUAUGGUGUUUCCAUUGGUCUUCCGGUGUCUUCCAAGCAAUGGCAGAUCCCUGUUGGCCUCCAGCUCGUCCCGGCUGCAGUCCUCGGACUUGGCCUAAUUGGUUGCAAAGAGAGUGUACGCUGGCUAGCAAAGAAAGAACGAUAUGACGAGGCCUGGGCGAGUCUGACCUGGAUCCGUGCCGACGACGGCCCAGAAGUUAAAGCAGAGUUCAAUGAAAUCCGAGUCGGACUCGCUGAAGAGCUUCGAGCAACAGAAGGCCUGAAGACUCGUGAGUUGUUGGAACCAGCCAAUCGCUAUCGUCUGCUCUUGGCUUUCGGCAUCUUCCUCGGACAACAAUGCACCGGUAUGACAGCACUGGCUUACUUCGGGCCACAAUUCUUCAAAGUCCUCGUGGGUGGUGGUAGCCAGGACCUACUUAUCACUGGACUCUUUGGCGCUGAGAAAUUCGUGAUGGUCACGACCUAUAUAAUCUUCUUCUCCGAAAAGUGGGGUCGUCGACCAACGUUGUACAUCUCCGCCAUACUAAUGGCAUGCUGCUUCGUCAUCGUCAACGUCGUCAACAAGACAACACCAGCACCGAAGGAUAACAAAGCGAAUUCUGCCGGUAUUGCUACGGUAGCGAUGGUGUUCAUCACGAACAGUAUCUAUCAAUUCAGUUGGGGCCCACUACCAUGGCCAUAUGCCGCAGAGAUCUUCCCGACCCGCAUUCGUGAGGUCGGCACAUCCGUCGGCGUAGCGACGCAAUGGCUGUUCAACUUCACCUUCUCACUGACCACCCCAUACAUGAUCAAAGCAUGGGGCAGCUACACUUUCACAUUCUACGCCAUUCUCGAUAUUAUCAUGGCGACGAUGGUGUACCUGUUCCUGAAAGAGACAAAGGGCCGGAGUAUUGAAGAGAUGGAGACGAUCUUCCAUAGCAAGAGCGCCUUUGAUGUCGAGCGAGCCAGGCGUGAGGGUUUGACGAAGAGCUUUGACGACGAUGGUGCGGAAGAUGUUACUGUGCCUGCGGUAAAGAGUGACUGA
Recurvomyces mirabilis is the source of this 1527-nucleotide messenger RNA. RefSeq lists its product as uncharacterized. The record is from RefSeq and is a predicted model, not a curated record. Lineage: Eukaryota; Fungi; Ascomycota; Dothideomycetes; Mycosphaerellales; Teratosphaeriaceae. Gene Ontology annotation, biological process: transmembrane transport; carbohydrate transport. Bases 1 to 1527 code for a protein of 508 amino acids. Gene Ontology annotation, cellular component: membrane. The transcript is spliced from 5 exons. Gene Ontology annotation, molecular function: carbohydrate:proton symporter activity.